AAUAAUGCCGUGGGACUUAAUAGCCACAGAUUUUGGUGGAGAGGAAACCAUUAAUUUUGGACCAAGACAAGAAUCUGGCAUUGCCUUGUAUCAAGUGGAAACCUUAGCUACAAUAUCAUCCAGUGAUAAGGACCAGUUGAUACCUUGUACCACAGUAACUGUUCUAGGUGAAUUGGCAUGUAUAGCAGUUCAAGAACAUCUAGCUAUGUUUAAAGACUGUCAGCAGACUGCGUCAAUUGGAUUGGAUGGUGUUAUAGAUUGUAUAGAAUGGAGUUCUGAUGGUUCUAUGUUAAUGGUUGGAGACAGUACAGGAAAACUUUCACUUCUAGAUACUGACACUGGAGAUAUUCUUUUCUCAUUUAAAGUUGUUCCUGAAGGAUGCAGUUUGAAAACUUUCAAAAGAAUUCUGUUUAGUACAAAAUCAGAUGAUACUACAGAUUUGGUGGUUCUGGCAGGCAAUGGACAGAUGUUGGUUCUAACUGGUAUUACACAAGAUUUAUUUUCUGCAGAUGAAGGAAAAAUUGCAGCUUCCUUGAAGGAAAAGUUGAUACAAACCAGAGCAGAUCAUUUCCAUACAGAGGGUGUCAGUGAUGUUGUUUGUUUUGAUGAUAAAAUAGUAACUUUGGGAUGUGGUGAUAUUGCAAUUGGAGUAUGGGUGAUAGAAGAUGGACAGUUGGUUUUAGACGAUGAGAUCCCUAGUUAUGUUUUAAAUGGUGCUGGUGUAGAAGAGGGCAGAGUAUCAUCAGACGGGAAACAUCUAUUUGUCUUGACUGAUAAUCACGAAUUGCUAUUGCUGAACACUACAACAAUGACUGCUCUACAUAGCUGGUCUGACAUUAAGGUGGAACAGUUCCAAUUACUAGAAACAAAAAAGAUCAAGAAUCAAAGCUUACAAGAUAUGAAAUUAGUCCUACUGACAGUUGGAGAAGGAAAAACAACAAAUCUAAUGGUUCAAAGUCUGCCUUCAUGGGAAACAAUUUAUAACUUACAAUUACAUCAACCAUCAAUGUUAGCUUCCUGUCCUACAUCACAGGAAACGUUAUUUCUGGCAGAAUGUUCACCAAGUGAAGAAGAUAAGCAGAGUUAUUCAGUGAGACUAAGAUGUUUAACAGAAACAAAUCCAGAAACAAGAUUAUAUAGAAUUUUACACAAGAAUAGAUUUGAAGAAGCUGAAACAUUUGCCAAGAUGUACAGACUGGAUACUGAGUUGGUACAUAAAGUUAAGGCACUUUAUUUGUUGGAUCAGUUAUCUCCCUGGAAUAAUAACAAUGAAGAAAAGGUGCAGGCAAUGUCAACACAGUUUACAAACUGUCUAGCAUAUAUAAAGGAUGAUCUACAUGUUGCAGAAAUAUGUAUGAGGGCUGCUUUGUCAAGUUUGAAAGCAACACAGAAACUUCUGGAUUACAGCAAAGAAAGGUUACUGAAAGUGUCUACCAACAAAAGUGCUGAUCCUUCACAAAAGGAAAAACAACAAGUUUUACUAUCAAAGUUAUAUGAAAUCCAACACAGAUUGGUAACUUUCAAGAUGAUCAAUGGAGCAGAAAAUUACAGUGCAGAAAGAUGGGAUAUCUUUAUGAAAUCAGAUUUGAUGAAAGUUAUGAUGUCAAUGUUACAACAGAAUCAGCUGAAAAAGGGACUUAUUAUCUUGUCAAGACAUGAGUAUGAAUGGGAGAAGUGUGUGACACCAACUGUAAUAAAGAACUUCCUUCAUUUCAUACCAGACCAUAUACAGACCGGAGAAAUUCAGUGUAUACUUACAGAAACUAUUGUACCCACUGUGGCAAGAAUUUUACCUCAGAUAUUGGUUGAUGUCGUCGAGUGGAUUAUUCAGAAAGCUAAAAGUUCAGAACUACUAGAUAAGAAAGCUUGGCCAGUAAAUGCAUUACAGUUUCUGAGAUCUGUGUAUGGAGUAUUGGUAAAGGUUGUAGAUAUAAGUUACAGUCAUUCUAUCUACACUGCUGCUGACAUUACAAUGAAGACCCAGAUAGAAAGACUGGAAGUUUUAGAUUUGAUGAAGACAUUGAUUACCAAUUUACAACAUCUUCAUGAUCUUCAGACAAAGUACAACUGUAAACUCACAUUUGGCAAUUUUCUACAGGAAACAACAGAAACUGUCACAUUCAGGAUGUUGGAUAAAGUGGUUGCCAUAGAAAUGAUCAAUCAAACAUUAGAGAGACAGAUCAGACCUUAUAUGAGAGAACAUAACCUGAGAGAGGAUAUUAUCUUUUCUAAAUAUAUUAAGGACUUAUUAGAAAGAUCUGGAAGAAUGACAUCCUACCUUGGUGAGGCUGUGUGGGAGCCUAAAGUUGUAGCUAUUAUCAGCUGUAUCAGUAGUCAACAGUACAAAUGUGAUUCAAUACUGGAGGUAAUUAAAUGUGCUCCUAUACCAUGGAGUAAAGAAAUAAACAGUCUUGUCCAGCAAGCCCUUAAACUAGACCAUGAUUUAGUAAAUGAUAUUAAAGAACAAGUCCAUUUAAUGGAGUUAAAGAAUUUGAUGCAUAAAUAUAACCUGAAAAAGGAAGAUAUACCAUCAGAUAAUAAUUGGGAGAUGCUGAUGUACUAUAUUUUGAGUCAGAAUACAAGAGACAGUAUAGAGGAUGCCUUUAAUGUGAUGAGAGGAUACAAUGUCAUACUUACCCUGGAUCUUUAUGUGUUUAGAAUGAGACAUUUGAUCAAAAAUGGCAUGGUAAAUGAAUGUAUUGACUUACUAAAGUCCUUACCUGGGAAUGAGAGAUUGAAAUGUGGACAGAGAAUUGUGGAUUAUGUCAAAGUUCUACUUAAUGACACUGUAGAACUAGAUAUCAAGGAACUACACAAAAAGAAAACAUUGUUCACAGAAGCAGGAAGUUACAUUAUUAAACUAAUUGUUGAUUUUGAGGAAGAUUACAUGAAGUCUAAUGAACUAAGAAAUCUUCUGUUGGUCUUACAAAGUUUACUGGCUCUUCAGAAAGAAUAUGACCAGUAUAUAACCAUAGAUCAGUACUGUAAUGUAAAUAUCAGGACCAAACUACUGGUAACCUAUGCCAAACAGUUCUUCAUUAAAAGAGAAUCUAACAAGAAAGAAGCUAGCAAAACAAAAGUAUUCAGAUUAGCAGAUAUUUUACAAAUCUCACAUGUAAAGAUUCAAGGACAACUUGCCAUAGAAGCUGCAAAGACUGGUGGAAUUCAAACUGCAUUAAAAUACUGCAAUAUGUUACUUGAGUCUGAUCGUACAGAGGAGACUGCAGAGACACUAUACAGUGUAGCUCUGUCAUUCCUAAAACUGCAAGCUGACUCUGAGAACUGUGAUCUGACAGCUGGUCAACUGAGAAGUUUACCUGAAGUUACAUACAUGUUGACAUCAGAAGCAUUAGUUGUAUGUAGUGGUCAUUCAGAUCUGUUUAUGAAGUGUUUAGAUUUAAACAAAGCAGCAUCAUUAGCAUUAUCUGUAAGUCAGCAGUGUGAAGCAGGAGAAUAUAGUAUAUGUGAACAGGAGGAGGAAAUGAAUCAAGAGAAGAUAACUCCUUCUGUAGAAAUGGUUUCUGAUUGGAUGUCAGACAGCAUGUUUAAAGAAGAUGCUCUUGUGAUGAAUUCUACUGUAAUUCUACCAUUCAUCUCACAAUAUUGUGUGUGUCAUCCAACUAUUGAUGGGACUGCAGAGGAUGCAGAAUGCAUUGAAAAGUUGACAACUGCUGUUAAACCAGUACUGAAUUACCUAAAGGACAAUAGUCACAUACAGUUAGCUUACCAAACUCUACUUCAUAUGUUAUAUACUGUUCAUCAGAUAUCAUUAGUAAAUCAGAUGGGAAUCCAGCUUGUUAAUGAGACAAUAGAUGAAAUUAUGACAGAGAAGAAAAAUGAUUUGGAAGGAAUAGUUAAAACAACCACACCUCUGAUAAAAGAGUUUACCACUGGUGUUUUGAUGAAGAUAUUUAGCAAUAACUUUAAAGACCACCACCUAGCCCUAGCCUAUGUAUUAAGUGGUACAAAGAGAGACGGACAGGAAGCUGUGAUGAGGAUUAUCAAAACAUCUGGUCAUAACUAUAGAAGACUAAGGGCUAUUUCAUAUGUUGGUAUUGGUGCUGGUGAAAUUUACAAGGACCCUAACAUCAUAAAUAUGUGUCAAAGGUUAGAAGUCAAUGCCAAAUGGGGAAACAGACUGGCUAAAAUAAAGAUUAGUUUUAAGGAUGCUUUCCAAAUGCCAGUGAGUGAGAAGGCCAAAUUACUACCUCAGGUGGCUCAGUCUGCUGGGGCUGACACAGAGUUGAUCAUAGACUUUUGCCAAGCCUUUGAAGUGGAUACAGAUGAUGGUUUACUUAUGUAUCUGGAGCAUGUAUUUACUACAACAGAACAUGGUACUCUGUCAGGACCAGAUGUCAAAAAGAUACAACUGAAGAAGGCUAAGACAGCUAUAGAUGGUAUCCGUGAUGAGGAUACAUUGUAUGACAAAUUACGAAAAUUGUUUUAUAAGACUGAUCCUUAUGAUUAUGAAAAAUUAGAUUUCUUGAUGGAAGAAAUGCGUAGAAUAAAUGAUACACCAGAAAGUGAAAAGCAUGCAAAAGUAUUAUUUUACCUGAAGCAGUACAAGAGAAGAGCACCACCAAGUGAAUUUGAAAUUAACUAUAGGCAUCACAAAGAUAAUGAAGAGAUGAAGAUAUUGACUGAUUCCCUGUCACCCUACAGUAGUACCAGGAUACCAUUACAUCCACUCUUAGAUGGUGCUAAUGCUUGGAAAAUUAUAACUCCAGAACUAAGGAAAGAUACAAUUAGUAGUUGGCUUCCUGUUUCACAGUCACUGAAGAUGUCAACUGAUCAGAUUUUCAUUGUAACCAUCCAAAAUAUGGUAAAUUCCUAUGUAUCUACUGACAAAGAACCAGCAACUGUUAAGAGCCAGUGGAACUGGCAGAAGAAAGAUGCUAACAAAGAGCUUUUGACUAAUGUUAAGUCUUUACUGGAGAAAGUAUCCAAUUGUGAGAUGGCGAUGGCUUGUGGUAAAUGGAUGGUUACUCAGUUACCUUCUGGUGCUGAGAAAGUUAUGGGAUUAGAAGGUUGUAUAUACCUUGCACAGAAAUGGUAUCAAGCUUUACCAGAAAGCAGGACUACAGACAAAGAAAAGGCCAAGGCUGCUGUGAUUAAGUUCAAUGCUAUGUGGAGAAGAUUGGCUACAGAACAGAUAUUAUUCCUACAUGGAAUACGGACACCAGAACUUCAUAAACAGGCAGACAAACCUAAACAGUUGAUUGUAGCAUUGUAUGAACAUCCUUGUAUUGUUGACACUACAGAAGAUGCUGAUGUACCAGACAUCCAUACAGUUGUAGAAGAAGUUGCCAAUUUAAAUGACAUUAAUCUACAAUGUAUGAUGGUAGAGUUGUUACAGAAAUGGCUGCCAUCUGCUUCCUCGAAACAGCAGGACGCUGAUACUACUGCAACAUUUAAUUUUGACAACCUUAAACUUGGUAAUGAAACAGUGAGUACUGAUGAUGAUGAAGAUGAUCAGAAUUUGAAAAGGGUUAUGUACUUACUAAGAAGAGGCGACAGAGAGCAAAACCUUGUGUACCUCAUUGAGUUUGUUUUCACGUCUGACCAGACACAGGAGAGAACCAAUAUGUGUAAGUUAAGAGCUCUUCACUGUCUAUUGGAACUUGGAGAAGAGAAACUUCUCAAAGAUUUAGUCGCCAGAUCAUUUGAUGACCUUAGAGAACUGAUGAAGACUUUAACAUACUUAGUGGAACUGGAAAAACUUCAUAUUCUCCACUCUGUUGAAACAUUCCAGGAAUCUAAUAAAGAGGGACUCAUAAAAGGCAUUUGGAGGAAUCAUUACCAUCAAAAAUCUGCUGCAUUGUUAGUAGCUGGUAUGUGUCUAGAUUUUAAGGUUCAUGAGAAACAGCUGUGGAAUGGAGUUCUCCAACAAAUAUUAUCAUUUGAACUGAUGGAGAACCUGGAAUACAUUUUGAUGAGACUUAACAGUGUCCCUGAUGUAUGGCAAAUAGCAAUUUAUCCUAAAGCUUGGCAAACUGUUCUGGUUUCUCCACUGACCAAAGUGGUUGCUCCUUUAAGUUCAGAGCAGCUUGAGUCAUGUGUUCACAGUUUCAAUUUAUUAAAACGAUGUCCUAUCCUUCAUUGCCUAGAUAUGUCUGUGUUUGUACAACAUUUCCUACGACUAGAAAUGGAGGUCUGUGCUUUAAGUUGUCUGCUGUUCUCUGGAGAAGAAGAAUCUAUACAGAGUGUGAUUGCCAGAGAAAACAGACUUUUGGACAAUGCAGAGAAAUAUCUAUCAUACAGCAUGGACAGUUUCUCUGCACAACAGGUGAAGGAUCAUGUAUAUGAUUACAUUAUUAACAAUGAAGAAUUUUCAAUGAUUGUUGAAACCAAGUUUUUACCAGAGUUGACCAUUCAUGCUGUGAAGCAAAAAAACAUAGCUGGUCUAAUUAAAUUUGCAGUAGAGAAAGACAGAAAAAGAGAUGCUGACAAAGUCCUACAGUUGUUUAUAUCAGAGAAUACAGAUUACUUGAAUAGGUUGUUAAAGAUAACAUCUGGUGAUGACGGUUCAGAAUUCUCACUUCUAAAGGCAUACAUGGAGUUAGAAGGUAUGGGUGAUUUGGUUUACUUGUUGUAGCGAUUGUAGUCAUCAGUUCUUCAAACCUUGAACUUACAUUUCUGUUCUUCUAGAAAAAAAAUACUCCAUACAGAAUUUAUCAUGACAAGCAUUAUUUGGCUGUUCUGUGUAUUGUGUCAUAUUUUGACAAGCUCAGCUCCAUGUUAGAAUGAAACAGAUGGUGGCACAUGAUAAGGAAUCACUUUCAUUCUACUUCACAUAUGGUGUAUAUUAAUUCCUUGCUGUAACAUGGAGUAUGGAUAUUAUAAUUAGGAAUCCUGAUGACCCUAUAUCAACAUUUGUAUUUAUUUAUUUAUUUAUUGUUUACUUUCGUAUACUUUUGUACAUUUCAAAAUAAUUUAUAUGUACACUUUUACUGAAUGCAAACUUGAGCAAGAUUUACAUUACGGCUGUGUUAGUUAUUGUAGAUAAAAAUUUGUCUCCUGGGAUUUCGAUGUAAUUCAUAAAAAAAAUGCUUCUGCAAAUUGAUAGCACAAAUGUGGUCAAAUUUGGUUGUGUAUAAAUUUAAUCUCAAUUGUGACAAGUAGUUGAUAUGUUAUUCAUUUUACAAAUUUGUCACCAAUUUAUGUGAAAUAUUUAAAUGCUUAUAUUAAAAAAAAAAUGAACUAUCACGUUAAGAAGAAAGGGUUAUUUAAAGAUUGAUUGGCAAAGUCAUUUUAUAUGUGCUUGUGAUGCAAAUGUUUUGUUGAAAAGUGCUGGCAUUUAUUCAUUAAAAAUGUUUUGUUUCUUUGAA
Messenger RNA from Mytilus californianus (California mussel), 7328 nucleotides. RefSeq names its product kinetochore-associated protein 1-like. The transcript has 62 exons. Gene Ontology annotation, cellular component: kinetochore microtubule; RZZ complex; cytoplasm. The record is from RefSeq and is a predicted model, not a curated record. Gene Ontology annotation, molecular function: small GTPase binding. The coding region runs from base 5 to 6595 and encodes 2196 amino acids. NCBI's taxonomy places the organism in Eukaryota, Metazoa, Mollusca, Bivalvia, Mytilida, Mytilidae. Gene Ontology annotation, biological process: mitotic sister chromatid segregation; protein localization to kinetochore involved in kinetochore assembly; mitotic spindle assembly checkpoint signaling.